CUGUUAUCAGUAUGUUUGAGUAUAUCUUCUGAUAUGUGAUCUGUGGUCAUGGCCUGUGACUGUGAUUCUUAUAAUGUUUUUAUUAUUUAAUAGUACCUAUUUAUCGCCUAGUACUUUAAUAAUUAUUUAUACUUAUAAUUAGUAGUAAACAGUAAACACUAUACAGUUGUGACUAGUGAUCCCGUUGCGGUUCCAAGUCCCCAGUCUUAACUGUUUAGUUAGUUUUGUCUAGGUGCUUAUUAUUUUCGAAUAUGAAAGUAAUUUCAAUGAUUUUGUCUAAAAUUUAUACAAUAAUCUUUGUUGUAACGAUUUUUAAUUUAAUUUAAAGUUCCUUUAAUUCUUAAUUUAGUUAUUCUUGGACUAAAAUGUUAUUUUUGGAAUCUCCAUACAAAGUCGAAUUUCUCUACAAUUUUUACUUAACAUUUCUAUCUGAAUCGCUGCUGUAUUUAACAAAUUUUGUUUUGUAUAUAUCAUUGUGGAUAUUUGGUUACUUGUGCUUGUGUUGUAUUGUGUAUAGAAAAUAUGCAAGAAAAUUGCCUACUCGUACUCGUGGAGCUAUUGGGGCAAAAAGAGUGCUAGUUGUAGUGGCUCAUCCAGAUGAUGAGUGUAUGUUCUUUGGACCUACUAUCUAUAGAUUAUGUGAACAGGGAGCUGAAGUUAACAUCUUGUGCUUAUCAAAUGGUAAUUAUGAAGGAAAAGGCAAUAUUCGUAAACAAGAAUUAUGGAAUGCCUGUAAGGAAUUGGGAGUUCCUGCCUGUAAUAUAUGUCUUAUCUCAGACACAAGACUACCAGACAACCCUAAGUUACAAUGGCCAGUUCCAGUUAUAGCUAAGUUAAUAGGACAUCAUAUAGAAGCAUAUAACAUUGAUACCCUUGUGAUAUUUGAUAGAGGUGGUGUCUCAUCACACCCUAAUCAUGCUGCUGUUUUUUAUGCAGUAGCUUAUAUGUUUGUUGAAAAAAAUAUGCCAGACAAAUGUACAGUAUAUACAUUAGAUACUGUAAAUAUUAUAAGGAAAUAUUUAGGAUUCCUGGACUUGCCUCUUAGUUUUUUGUUGUCUUCUAAAAGCUGUUUUAGGUAUUUUCUUCGUUGGACUGAAAGCAGAAGAGUUUUGCGGGCUAUGAAAAAACACAAAAGUCAGAUGAUUUGGUUUCGUUACUUAUAUGUAAUGUUUUCUAGAUAUAUGGUGAUAAAUACUCUUCGGAAAAUAAGCCUUGCUGACAUUGAAUUAGAAUUAGAGGUGGAUGAUUGAUUUCUGAAUACUUCUGUUAAAAAAAUAUUGUUGAAUAUUUUUCUGUACUAAUUUAUACAUUACAAUUUUAUUUUAUUUGUUCAAUCAUUACGUGCUGCACGAUUAUCAUAUUUGAUAGACAUUGAUAUAUUUAGAUAUUUAUUUAUAAGGGAUACAAAGACAUAGUUUUAAUUAUUAUAAUAGACUAUGAAUUGUAUGUUAUACAUUAUUCUUCAACCAUUCCUCUUUUUUCAUACCUAGAAUAAAUUAUUUGAAGGUGUAAAAUUAUGUUAUUUUAAACUUUCAUUUGUUUAUUAUGAUUGAGUGUGAUUAAAGAAUGAAUUUUAAAACAAUGUUUUAUUAAAGAAAGAGUGAAAAAUGAAGUAUAAUAUAAAAGGAAGCACAGAGGACUAAGGUACUAACUACUAUAAAAACUCUUUAUGUCAUAUUAUUUAUUUCAUUGGCCUUGAAUAUACUCAUAUUACAUUUUAGAACAAAUGUUAAUUAACCACAAUCAUAUUAAUAUACUUUAAUGCAGAAGAAAAUUGUAUCAUUUCAUUCAAUUUCAAAAUUGACAAUAUUAGCAUUUUAUUCUACCCAUUACAUUGCCCACUGUGUGCCCUCAGAACUAAGCAUUCUGACUUAAAAUAAUUAUUAACCCUACAAUUUGAAGAGUUCACUUAUAUACCUAGUUACUAGUUACUUCAAAAAUUCUAAGAAAACUUUGCAUAUACUAAUGUACUCUGAAUGUUCUUUUAUUUAGAAAAUAAGUAAACAAUAAGUGCUUCAAUUUAUAUAAUUAAACUUCUUAAA
Molecule: messenger RNA, 2042 nt
Organism: Pieris rapae (cabbage white)
Lineage: Eukaryota; Metazoa; Arthropoda; Insecta; Lepidoptera; Pieridae
Gene: PIG-L
Product: N-acetylglucosaminyl-phosphatidylinositol de-N-acetylase
Exons: 4
Coding region: 366-1250 (294 amino acids)
Biological process (GO): GPI anchor biosynthetic process
Cellular component (GO): endoplasmic reticulum
Molecular function (GO): N-acetylglucosaminylphosphatidylinositol deacetylase activity
Source: RefSeq, a predicted model, not a curated record